Didymella exigua CBS 183.55 is the source of this 822-nucleotide messenger RNA. RefSeq lists its product as uncharacterized. NCBI's taxonomy places the organism in Eukaryota, Fungi, Ascomycota, Dothideomycetes, Pleosporales, Didymellaceae. The transcript is spliced from 2 exons. The coding region runs from base 10 to 510 and encodes 166 amino acids. The record is from RefSeq and is a predicted model, not a curated record.
AUUAGAACUAUGCACUCCCGCCUGGUCGCCAUCGUUCUAUCCCUUGCUCUUUCAAUCUUUGCGUUUCCACUCCCAAGAACUGAAAAUGGGUUGAGGGAUACUUUGUCGUUCAGUAGACGUCAUGUCGAGCCACUCAUCGGCCUCGUGGAGGACAAGAAGGCCAUUCGCGGUACCACCCAGCCAAUCGGCAUAGCAGAUACUGCUAUCUCAUUCGCCAAGCGAAUCAACCGUGGAGGACGUGGCCGCCGAGAUGCUGAACCCGAUAAUGUUUCGUUGGAUGCCCGUGUCAACCGUGGUGGUCGCGGCCGGCGAGAUGCGGAAGCCGAGAGCAGCGCCGAAGCGCUAUCACGACGCGUAAACCGAGGAGGCCGUGGCCGACGAGAUGCGGAUGCAAAGGUAGUUCUCGACACUCGUGUUAACCGUGGUGGUCGCGGUAAGCGGGACGCUGAGACUGCAGCUGAAGCCGAAUCGCUUGGUGAACGUAAUGAUCGCAAUGAUCGCGGCCAGUGAAGAACAAAAGCGGGGCUUCCCUUGCUCAAAUUCAUGGGACUAAGCGACAGUCAUUGGCGUCCUUCGUUAUUCUGAAGACGGUGUAGAGGAAAUGCUACUGUCGCCUUUACAGCGGCGUGAAGACGAAUAGUACGGAUAGGACCUUUCAUUCAGGAUAUGUGCCAUGUGCACACAAAAUUCUUUUGACACAGUACGUAGUUGAUAAUUCAUCGUCCAUCUGGUUCUUGAGGUUUCUUCAUAUCCAUCCCGGAGGGGGUUGGUUUCGCGGUAGUCGGGAGGUAAGCGGUGAGAAGACAUUUCCAGAAAUCCGCC